Molecule: messenger RNA, 434 nt
Organism: Anastrepha ludens (Mexican fruit fly)
Lineage: Eukaryota; Metazoa; Arthropoda; Insecta; Diptera; Tephritidae
Exons: 3
Coding region: 57-434 (125 amino acids)
Source: RefSeq, a predicted model, not a curated record
UUCUGAACUAAAAAAAUAUAAUAAAGUAAUUAAUAAAAAUAUUUAAAAUUAAUUAAAUGGAAAACGAAGUAAAUGUAACAGGUUAUAAUGAAAGCAGUCACAUGUCGUUUUUAGAGGGCAGUGGGGCUGAUUUACUAACAAAUGUUUCUAAUACUCCACUAUGCAGUGAGAAUGAGGCAGAUAAAUCAAAUUUACAGGAAAAUCUCCGUUUUGAAAGUGAUGACUCAGUCCUAGAUUCCGACUAUGAGGACUCAACUUCUACUAAUAAUGGAAAUAGUAGCAAUUUAGAUGAUGAUGAACUGCUCAACGAGGCCCCGACUACAUUCCAAAGAGCUUAUUCAAGGAAAGAAACAUGCACAAGACGGAACUUGCAAAAGGCAUACGUUAAUAACCUGGGCACACGCACAUGGAAUGCGAUGUGGAUCACGCUGUGA